This is a messenger RNA of Neurospora tetrasperma FGSC 2508, 1362 nucleotides long. RefSeq lists its product as uncharacterized. Gene Ontology annotation, molecular function: hydrolase activity. The record is from RefSeq and is a predicted model, not a curated record. The coding region runs from base 1 to 1362 and encodes 453 amino acids. Lineage: Eukaryota; Fungi; Ascomycota; Sordariomycetes; Sordariales; Sordariaceae. The transcript has a single exon.
AUGAAAGCAACACCGAACCUUCUCCUCCUUUGGGGCACCUCCCUUCUCUCCCACACCACCUCUGCCUUCGUCAUCGACAACAACAACCAUUACCAACAACAACCACUCAUCGUCGAUGAUGCUUCCAUCUCUCCCCUCCAGAUCUCUACCUCAUCCGCUGCCAACGAUGGGCCAUCCUACCGCAAGAACCUCCUCUCCCUCCACAAAUCCCUAAUCGAAAUCCCCUCCAUCUCUCGCACCGAGCAAGAAGUCGGCAAGUUCCUCCUUGACUACCUCCGUAACAACCUCGGCUACGCAGCCAAGGCCCAAUUCCUCGAAAGCGACAAGACUUCCCACGGUUCUGACGGCGAUGACCACUCCCAAGGGCGCUUCAACGUGCUCGCCUGGCCCAGCUCGCACAACCUGUCCAGCCCACGCGUGCUAGUCACCUCGCACAUCGAUGUCGUCCCGCCCUUCAUCCCUUACCACAUCAACACCCCUGAGGGGUCCGACCAAGUCACAUCCGACACUUUCAUCAGCGGACGCGGCUCCGUCGACGCCAAAGCCAGCGUGGCCGCGCAAAUUGUCGCGGUCGAGGAGCUCAUCCGCGCCAAAGAGGUCGACCCGGCCGACCUGAUGCUCCUCUUCGUCGUGGGCGAAGAAAUCAGCGGCGACGGGAUGAAGACUUUCUCAGCCGCUUACAACGAUCAAGACGCUGACAAGAGCAACAACAACAACAACAAGAAGGAGUUGCCCCGGUUGCAUUUCAACGCGGCCAUCUACGGCGAGCCAACAGAGAACAAGCUCAGCUGCGGACACAAGGGCCACGCGGGCGGGUUGCUCAAGGCGCAGGGAAUCGCGGGUCACUCGGGCUACCCGUGGCUGUUCAAGAGCGCCACCGAAGUACUGGUCAAGGCGCUCGCAAAGAUCAUUUCGGCGGACCUAGGCAGCAGCGAGCGCUACGGCAACACGACGGUGAACAUUGGUACCAUUGCUGGCGGUGUGGCGGCGAACGUGAUUCCCAAGGAGGCGCAGGCCAAGCUGGCCAUCCGCGUGGCGGUGGGCAACCAGACGACGGGCGCGAAUAUCGUGAGGGAGGCGGUGGAUAAGAUCUUGAAGGAGACGGAUGCCGAGGCGUUCACGAUGGAGUGGAACGGCGGGUAUGGUCCUGUGGAGUGUAAUUGCGACGUGGACGGGUUUGAGACGAUGGUGGCGAGCUAUGGGACGGAUGUGCCUAACUUUGAGGGUGACCAUGUUAGUUAUUUGUAUGGCCCUGGAACCAUCUUGGUGGCGCAUGGUGAUGAUGAGGGGUUGAAGGUUGGCGAUUUGGAGACUGCGGUGGAGGGGUACAAGACGCUUAUCAAGCAUGCCCUUGCUGCUUGA